UCAAGGUGCUUAUUGACUUGUGGUGAUCCCAAGAGUUCCAUAGGGUUUCCUAAGUUUCUUAAGUCCAUUUCCAAAGGACAGCUGCCAGGAUUCUGUGAGAUGGCGCCAAUGAAGUCAAGGGGGGACAAUUUGUGCACAAUGCAGACCGAGUUCUGUCUGAAGCGUGAGGCGUAUUACACGCACCAUCCCAACUUGACUCAGUAUUUUGUCCCUGUGACCGAUGUUGAAUUUCGAGAGCGCUUGGAGCAGCACCAGGGAGAGAUUGCCGUCAUGUUGAGAUCUUCGGAGUUCAAUCAAGACAAGACCACCUUGAUUGUGACUAACAACCCACUCCCUCUGCUCAUUUCUGGUCAACACCUGUCCACACCUUUCCGUUUUUUCCCAGAAGACUUGCUAGCAAAGGUGCCAUCCUAUCUGCCCCCUGUGAAAAUGCCAGAGCAGCAGCUCUCGAGGCCAACUGUAAAGAAGCUGAAAAAAUCGUCUCCGUUCAGGUUUGCCAACAAAAACGAUUUCGUGACGGAAGCUCAUUUUUCCAAGAAUUAUGCUGAGAAGCGGCUGCAGAGACUGUACCCCAACUUGCGGACUCACAUGAGACCAGGUCAGCCAGCGAUGGAAUCCCUUCCUAGCAUCCAAGGCUUUCCUGCCCCAAGGAUCCAAUGGGAACCUCUCACCAUGUCCUGCUUGACCGAACUGCAUCCUACGCUGACUGUGCCGGGAAACAAUGGCUUCCGAUAUGGGAAGGCUCCCCUCUGGAUUGUGAACAGCUCCGUGGUGUCGAGAAAUAUCAAAUAA
Molecule: messenger RNA, 792 nt
Organism: Sceloporus undulatus (fence lizard)
Lineage: Eukaryota; Metazoa; Chordata; Lepidosauria; Squamata; Phrynosomatidae
Gene: TSGA13
Product: testis specific 13
Exons: 6
Coding region: 100-792 (230 amino acids)
Source: RefSeq, a predicted model, not a curated record